Botrytis deweyae is the source of this 3129-nucleotide messenger RNA. RefSeq lists its product as uncharacterized. The record is from RefSeq and is a predicted model, not a curated record. Lineage: Eukaryota; Fungi; Ascomycota; Leotiomycetes; Helotiales; Sclerotiniaceae. The transcript is spliced from 5 exons. The coding region runs from base 1 to 3129 and encodes 1042 amino acids.
AUGGCAUCCAUUCUAUUCGAAGAAACCAGCUUAAAACCUAUCCGUCGCAAGCAACUCCUCAAUAACAUUGUCGACGGUUUAGCAAAAGUUCGACCCGGUACCAUCUACGCCGAAGUCCCACGAUCCGCCACCAGCUACGAGUGUGGAUACCGCAAGAUCAGCUAUGCUAACUUUGCAAAUGCAAUCAAUGGUCUCGCUCAUUGGCUGCACGAUACUCUUGGUCCUGCGGAAAACUUUCCUACUUUAGCUUAUAUUGGUCCGAACGAUUUCCGGUACAAUGCGCUGAUGUUGGCUGCUGUGAAAGCGGGGUAUAAGAUGUUCUUCAGUUCCCCGCGAAACAGUAUACUAGCCCAUGCGAAUCUCUUCAAGAUUCUGGAGUGUAAAGUCCUCAUCACAGUUAACCCCGUUCUCCCCAUGACACACUCAAUCAUCGAAGCCACCGGCGCCCGAGCAAUCGAGUGUCCAGAUGUGGACGAAUUGCUCGAUAACAUUUACCCUCACUAUCCCUUUAACAAAACAUUCGAACAAGCACGAAAAGAACCAUUGGUCGUUCUACAUACUUCUGGAACCACGGGGUUUCCGAAGCCUAUAGUGUGGAACCAUGAGUGGGUAGCUAGUUGGAGUGAUUGGCUUGCGAUUGCUCCUCCGGAUGGUUAUACGAAUCAAACUGCGUUGUGGACUUCGACGAGACUUUUGAAUACAUUACCGCCUUUUCAUGCAGGCGGAAUAUUCAUGACACUCUUAAAUGCAGUAUUCAACCAGACACCUCUCAUCUACCCCCUAUCCGGCGUGCCCCUCUCGACACAAAUCGUACUCGAAGCACUCAAGCACGUGAAAGCAGAUAGCGUUCUUCUCGCUCCACCAUUCGUCGAAGAAGUUGGUAAAAACCCCGAAAUGCUAGACUUCCUCGUCAAAAAUAUCGACGUACUUCUCUACGGCGGUGGCGACGUCUCACAAGCCACAGGAGACAAGAUCUCCAAGCGACUCAAACUAUCCAUGAUUAUAGGAUCUACAGAAAGCGGUGCGUACCCGGCCGUCUUCCCAAGCGAUAAAUGGCCAUCUGAAGAUUGGAAAUAUUUCCAUUUCCAUCCCAACGCUGGGAUUGAACUAAGAUCACAUUCCGAAAACCGUUAUGAAGCGGUUCUCAUUCGCAAUACGGAUUCUGAGAAAGUACAACCUAUUUUCUCCGUGUUUCCAUCACUGAAUCAAUGGGAAACCCACGAUCUAUAUGCUCCACAUCCUUCAAUUCCAGAUCUGUGGUUAUAUUCCGGACGAAGCGAUGAUAUUAUCGUCCUUCUAACUGGCGAAAAAACGAAUCCUGUCAGUAUGGAACAACAAAUAUCACAUCAUCCUGAAGUACGAGCUGCGCUUGUCAUUGGUGCGCACCGAUUCCAAACCGCGUUGUUGAUUGAAUUGAUAUCUCCCCAAGCACUUUCUACUGUGGAACGAGCAAAGGCAAUCGAACGUAUAUGGCCGACUAUUCAGCAAGCAAAUCAGGAAUGUCCUCGCCAUGCCAAAGUUGCUAAAUCUCAUGUCUUCUUCACUAGUCCGGAUAAACCUAUGGGAAGAUCAGGGAAGGGGAUGGUUCAGAGACAACCAACACUUGAUUUGUACUCGAAAGAAAUCGACAAUCUUUAUGCCGACGCGGAUAAAAUGUCGAGCUCAACUUCACUAAACCUUUCAGCACCCGAAAUUGAAAAGCUUAAAAUAGAUACGAAUGACAGUAUCUCCAUAAGUCGAUUCAUCCACGAUAAUAUUUCCCAGCUUAUAGGAAGCAUCACAUUUCAGGAUGAAGACGACUUAUUCAUUCGAGGAAUGUUGGAUUCUUUACAAACCCUUCGAUUGACCAGAAUAUUGAAAAACACUUUUGCGAUCCCGGAAUUGGAAAUUACUACACUGUAUACCAAUCCUUCGGUUAAAUCUCUUGCCGAGGCGAUAAUCCAGCUUUCUUCGCUCCACGAAGCGGAGAAGUCUUCGGAUAGUAAGUCUAGAGAGCAAGGUAUUCAUGAUAGCUUGGUUGAAUAUAAGGCUAUCUUAGAUGAGAUCGCUCCCCCAGAUAACCAGACGCACUUGAACGGGGUAAAAGAAGCAGAUGGCACUUCAUCAGAAGAAAGGAUUGUUGUCCUCACAGGCUCCACCGCUCACGGCCUUCCUACCGAAUUUCCUUCAAAUCGCGUCACAUUUCUCCAAGCCAAUCUCUCAGAUGAACGAUUAGGUCUCGAGCCCGAAAUAUUCGAAAAGGUCAAAGCCUCCGCAACACAUAUAAUCCACAAUGCAUGGCCUGUAAAUUUCAACAUUCCACUAUCGUCUUUCCAUCCCAACAUCAAAACCGUCAUCAAUUUGCUUGAAUUUGCAGCUACCGCAUCUCAAACACCUUCUCUAAUGUUUCUCUCAUCCCUUAGCUCCGUCGGUAAUUUUUCAGGAGAUGUCCCCGAAAGCGUAAUCACAGAUACAUCAGCAUCUCUUCCAAUGGGCUACUCGGAAUCAAAAUUCAUCGCCGAAAACCUCCUUGCCUAUGCCGCAGAUAGAUUUCCCCAUGUAUCCAUUAGCAUAGCUCGCGUAGGACAAAUCGCAGGUCCGGUCUCCACUACCGGAAUCUGGAACAAACAUGAGUGGUUUCCAAGUCUCGUGCUUAGCUCUAUACAUCUUGGUAUUAUACCCGAAUCACUUGAUUCAACCGACCGUAGCGAAGUUGACUGGGUGCCUAUUGAUCUCAUCGCUGCUAUACUUGUGGAACUUGUAUUGUUCCAGAGAAACGAUCACAACCACGGUGCCAAAGUUUAUCAUCCCGUCAAUCCUGUUCUCGUUCCGUGGAAGUCAUUAUUACCUAACAUUAUUAAUACCGCUACAGUAGGGCAAGAAAACAAAAUUACUCCUGUACCUUUUGCGAAAUGGAUUGAGCGUGUUCGAAAAGACGCCGAGGAUUUACAUUCAAAGAUUGAUUUUGAAGAAAUGUUGGAAAAGAACCCGGCUAUCAAGCUAUUGUCCUUUUAUGAAGGAUUAGCAAAGGGAAGAGGUACGAGUAUCUUGGAGAAUAAGAAAACAGUACAGGCAAGUGGGAACUUGCGUAGGUUGAAAGGUAUUGAGGGAGACUGGGUUGAGAAGUGGGUACAUGGUUGGAUUGAAUGA